UCGCAGGGUGGGCCAAUGAGCGAAUUCCAUAACAAAAGGAAGACCAAUCGGAUGUUCGAUACUAAGAUACGUAGAAAGAUAAAGAAAAUUCAACCCAAUAAAUCCAUCUUCUAUUGUGCGACAAAUUGUGACAUAUUUUCAAAGAGAUUCAUGUCACAUUGGUCGAACGUAUGCCCAUUCGAUGAAGGAGUAAAAAUCGACCCAGACCCCUUUGCACACGAUAAGACUGGUGCUUUCAAAAUUGGAUUGAAUGGCACCUGUGACGCAGUCGUCCUAUGUAUCAGAUCCCAGUAAACUUGAUCUCGAUUUGACUAGACUGCCCAAAUUGGUGGUUCCUAAGAGAUAUGAGCUCAAGAUUGAUGCCUACCCGGACAAGUGUCAGUAUUCGGGGACGGUGAACAUCCGGGUGUUCUUUAAUGGCCAGGGGAUAUCAAUAGUCUGGCUUCAUUCUGUUCGUCUGACCAUUCAAGAGGCAUCCAUCCGAUUCUCAUCUUUUUCGUUACCUGUGAAGGCCUCCGAGAUCAUCAGUGUUCCCAGUAAGGAAUGCAUUGGAAUCAAAUUCAGCUGCCCAAUUGAAAAUGGGGAGCGGGCCUGGCUUUCUAUCCGAUUCAAGGGAAAGAUAUCCAAUGGAUUGGAAGGAUUCUUUUCCAAUCCUUAUGUCAACAAGCAAGGCGAGAAAUGUCUGGGGGCUGCCACCAUGUUCGCUGCCACGGAAGCUCGGACUUGUUUCCCGUGUUUUGACGAGCCGGAAUUCAAGGCCGUUUUUGCCUUGGAGAUCACAGUCGCGCCACACCUCACCACUAUUUCCAAUAUGCCCAUCAUGGAUACGAAGACGGAAAGAUUGAAAAACGGACAAGUCAGAAAAACGGAUUACUUUGAGUGGACCAGGGAGAUGUCCACCUACCUAGUCUGCUUUGUCAUAGGGGAGUAUGAAUACUUGGAGACCAAGACCAGGGACGGGAGAGUGGUGGUUAGAGUAUACACGCCGUGGGGUCAACGAGAGCAAGGCCGUUUCGGAUUAGAUGUUGGGAGGAAGAGCCUGGAAUUUUUCAAUGAUUACUUCGGUCGACGAUACCCCUUGCCCAAGAUGGAUCUAGUCGCUCUAAGUCGGCUGAGUGUUGGAGCCAUGGAGAAUUGGGGCGUCAUCACAUGCCGAGAAACGGGCCUCAUCACCGAUUUGGACAAAGCCAAUCCGGCCACCUUACAAAGCAUUGCCACAUUAAUUGCACACGAAAUCAGCCAUCAAUGGUUUGGAAAUCUCGUGACCAUGAAGUGGUGGGACGGACUCUACCUGAAUGAGGGCUUUGCCACCCUCAUGCAGUAUAUGUGCAUCGACUCCAUCUACCCGGAGUUCCGAGUGUUCGACAGAUUUUGCUCGGACACCGUGAUCCCGGCCUUGGGUAUGGAUGCGUUGCAACACUCCCAUCCGAUUGAGAUGCCCCUGGAGAACACGUCGGGAAUAUCGCAAAUGUUUGACAAGAUCACGUAUUGCAAAGGGGCUUCGGUCAUGUUCAUGCUUCAUGAAUUUAUUGGAGCAGAUAACUUCAAGAAUGCCAUUCAAGAAUACAUGCACCAAUUCAGCUAUGACAACGCUACCACUGAGGAUCUCUGGCACUAUUUGUCGGUCGCCAGUGGCAAGAACGUGGACGAAAUCAUGCUGCCUUGGAUCCGUGAACUUGGUUUCCCCUUGGUUCAAGUCCAAUACAAGUUCCGGGACGGCGCAGCCUUUCUUGAGCUCUUUCAAGAACGAUUUGCAGGCACUAGCCAUCAUCUCAGACCCACGAUAUGGUCCAUUCCUUUAAAAGGAGUCUAUGUCAACAAUAGGAAUGAGUUGGUGACGUUCGAAGUUCUCUUUGACAAGUCUUCCAUUGAGAUCCAAUUGAAGGAUUUUGACGUCACAGAUCCAAAAUGUUGGGUCAAACUGAACCCACGGCUUUCUGGAUUCUAUCGUGUCCAGUACGGUGAGACUCUCUUUAAGAAGAUCUCGGAUAAUCUAAGCAACGAGCAUUUAACUGCCAUCGAUCGCAUGUCCAUAUUUGAGGACCAAGUGGCCAUGGUUUUAUCUGAGGGUGGAAGUUCCAUCCGAGUCCUACAAAUGGUGGCAAUCUUCAAGGACUUUGAAACGAACGCCAUGGUUUGGAAGUCGGUUUGUCGGAUCUUGCAACAAUUUCGGACUCUGACCUGGUCCAAUGAAGAUUUGGCUAAUUCCUUUGAAGAGUUCUGCUUGCAAACCCUCCGUCCCGUUCUCGAUAACUUGGGCUACCACGUUAAAUCCAACGAGACUCACAAUGACACUCUUCUAAGAAGCGUACUAUUCACCCGCUUAGCUGAUCUAGGCGACCAGAAUGUUCAAGCCUUGGCCAAAGACAUGUUCCAGCAACACAUUGACGAGACUUUUCUCAUUCCCCGUGGCAUGAAGGAAGCCGUGUUUCGAGCCGUCAUGGAGACUGCCACUCAAACCACAUUUCAACAAAUGUUAAUGCUUUACCGAAAUUAUGAAUUAGCUGAAGAUCGAGUCGGCGUUCUACACGCUCUAGGAUGUGCCCAAGAUCCCAACAUAUUGUCUCAGGCUUUAAACUUUGCCGUCUCACCCGAGGUUCAACCUCAAGAAUCCAUCACUGUCCUCAUAGCCGCUUCCAGCACACGUCAUGGUCACAAAAUGAUGUGGCAGUUUUUCACUUUAAAUCUGGACGUCAUCCUUGAAAGGUACCUGGGAGGGCUCUUCUUGUUGGGCAAACUUUUACGAUCUGUUUGCGAGUGCUUUACUGACCACGAUAGCUUUAGAGAAGUUGAAGCCUUCUUUGCCCAAAACAUGUACAAGUUUCAAGGCGAAGAGCACUUGGUGGAACAAGCCAGAGAACAUGUGGAAUUAAAUGUUCAUUGGCGAGACAAGGACUCGGCCAAUGUACAAUAUUUUCUGGAAAGCUAUUUCAAUGCAUAAUGAGAUGAAAAAGCAUACUUCCACAGACCACAGUGCCUUCACCCGAAACUCAAGUUGAUAUCAAAGAGCCAUACAUACGUACGUAAUAGAUUGUACAAUAUUAGCAAAGUUGGUCUUUUGCCAAUACUCCAUACGUAGAAGCAUCCCAACAAACGUAAUCUUCUUUACCCUUAACAAAGACGAAAAUUAUAUAUUUUAGCUUCUUGCAACCUUGCCGAUUUUUUUUCCUUUAUCAUUCAAGGAAGAAAAGAACAGAGGCAGCACAACAUUAUUACUUCAUUCUAAUAUUGGAGAGGAUAUUCCUAUCAAUUUCUGAUCAUUGUAGGUGUGUUUUUUUCAUAAUGCACGAAAUGCCAUCUGGUGUUUGGUCAGUUAAGACUUAAAAUACAAAAUAACUCAUCAGUGA
Messenger RNA from Tigriopus californicus, 3347 nucleotides. RefSeq names its product puromycin-sensitive aminopeptidase-like. The record is from RefSeq and is a predicted model, not a curated record. Gene Ontology annotation, molecular function: peptide binding; zinc ion binding; metalloaminopeptidase activity. Bases 251 to 2941 code for a protein of 896 amino acids. The transcript has a single exon. Lineage: Eukaryota; Metazoa; Arthropoda; Copepoda; Harpacticoida; Harpacticidae. Gene Ontology annotation, biological process: proteolysis; peptide catabolic process. Gene Ontology annotation, cellular component: cytoplasm.